AUGAAAGAGAAAGUUGUUAAUAAAAUUGAACCAUCAACCUUGCUCGAUUCAUCAAGUUCUCCUGUUUUGCUCGAUUUGAAGCUUUCCAAUGAUGAUUCUUUUGGUGGAUCAAAGCUAGAGUUCAAUCUUUUUAGCCUUAUUAAUGCAGAUGCAAAUGAAUCAACAGAUGAGACUUUGAAACCAGCUAAUUCAAGAGUUUUGUCGUGCACCUAUUGCAAGAGAGAGUUCUCCACAUCCCAAGCUCUUGGUGGACAUCAAAACGCACAUAAACAAGAGCGUGCAAUAGCCAAAAGGCGUCAAGUGAUGGAUGUGGAUGCUUUUGCGCAAUUUCUAUACUAUCCCUAUCCAAACCAUUCAACACACCCUUAUUAUGGAUAUUUCAAUAAGUCACUUGGUAAGGAGAUGGAUUCCUUGAUUUGCAAGCCAUCAUCUUAUCCAUGGAAUGCAUCCUCGAGUGGGUAUCAUUUUGGCCUUGGUGGGUGGUCAAGGCAGGCCAUGAUGAAUGCACAACCAACUUCCAUUGACAGGCUAAGAAUGGAGAGUUUGAAUUCUCUUAAUGGGUCACAGCCACUUUUCAAUGAGCAUCCUUCUUGGUUCAAGAAGCCAAAAACAACCAGCGGAAUUGGUUCCAUUGUUGCUGCUUCAAGAAAUCCAGGGAGGGUUUUAAACGAACCAAAGCUUUUUGAUGAAAACAGGGUUUUCAAGAACUCUGUUGAUAGUGAUUCAAGAAACAAAGAAUCUGCGGAAGAGUUGGAGAGAAGGGUGGCUUUUAAUCUUAGGACGAUGAGAUCGUCUUUUAGCCUUGGAGAUUUGCUAGAGGAGAGGUCUCGCGGGGUAUCAACUCAACUAAGUCUGUAUCAUCAUGACCCAUUCGAGAUCAAGAAGAAGAUGAAGCCAAGUGAUCUGGGUAAUCUAUGCAGGCUGCUUGUGUCUGCAGAUUUGGUUGAGAAAUAUAUCCUGCCUUUCUUGAACGAGGAUCAAACUAAACAGGUUAAAAUUCCGAAUCAAGAAAGGAAUGGUUUGAAGGUCUGGGUUAGGGAUAUUGACACUGGAAGUAUGCAUCAGUUGGUCUUCAAACGAUGGAGCACUUCUAAAAGCUAUAUUUUCAAUGAUGGCUGGACAAAGCACUUCGUUAAAAGGAGGAAUUUGUUUGAAGGAGAUGAAAUUGGACUCUACUGGGACAAUGAUCAGUCAAGACUUCACUUCAGUGUUCUGAGUAGAGCUGCUGCUACUGGAUCUCUAAAGGUGGCUUGGCGCAUGGCUCAUCUCCUAAGAGUUAGAAUUUAUGGUGCUCAACUAUUCCAAAUGGCUGUUCAGAAUUGCAAAAAAUUACUAAAGCUCAGAACUCUAAUGUGGGAUCAAAUCGUGCAUACACUAACCUCAAAUUCUAAUCAAGGAACCAAAGUUUGCUUUGGAGCUAUCUCAACAGGCACUGCAGAUGGUGCUGAGGGUGAUGGAGAAGUGGGAUCGGCAGCUUUAUCACAGAACACCAAUAAUCCUAAGAAAAGAAAAGAAUGUGGAUGUCAACAAGCCGAGAGAGAAGUGUUUGCUGGGUCACAGCCACUUUUCAAUGAGCAUCCUUCUUGGUUCAAGAAGCCAAAAACAACCAGCGGAACUGGUUCCAUUGUUGCUGCUUCAAGAAAUCCAGGGAGGGUUUUAAAGGGACCAGAGCUUUUAGAUGAAAACAGGGUUUUCAAGAACUCUGUUGAUCCUGAUUCAAGAAACAAUGAAUCUGGAGAAGAGUUGGAGAGACGGGUGGCUUUUAAUCUUAGGACGAUGAGAUCGUCUUUGAGCCUUGGGGAUUUGCUAGAGGAGAGGUCUCGCGGGGUAUCAACUCAACUAAGUCUGUAUCAUCAUGACCCAUUCGAGAUCAAGAAGAAGAUGAAGCCAAGUGAUCUGGGUAAUCUAUGCAGGCUGCUUGUGUCUGCAGAUUUGGUGGAGAAACAUAUCCAGCCUUUCCUGAAUGACGAUCAAGUUAAACAGGUUGAAAUUCGGCAAAUGCCAAAUCAAGAAAUCAAUGGUUUGAAGGUCUGGGUUUGGGAUAUCGAUACUGGAAGUAUGCAUGAGUUGGUCUUCAAAAGAUGGAGCACUUCUAAAAGCUAUAUUUUCAACCAUGGCUGGACAAAGAACUUCGUUAAAAGGAGGAAUUUGAGGGAAGGCGAUGAAAUUGGACUCUACUGGGACAAUGAUCAAUCAAGAUUUCACUUCAGUGUUCUUAGUAGAGCUGCUGCUAGUGGCCAAGAUUAG
Populus euphratica (Euphrates poplar) is the source of this 2247-nucleotide messenger RNA. The record is from RefSeq and is a predicted model, not a curated record. NCBI's taxonomy places the organism in Eukaryota, Viridiplantae, Streptophyta, Magnoliopsida, Malpighiales, Salicaceae.